AUCUUUGACCAUGUCUACCGAUGAUGCACUCAUUGCUAUGUCCAGCAGUGCCCCUCAUCACGUGGUGGACAGACCAGAGGACCACCUCGUCGACUCUCAUCGAAGCAGCAAUUCACAGUCUCUUAUGAGUACCCAGAUAGAGGGUUCCGCAGCCGCUGAGGGCAGCACUAAGGUUCUUAUUGUAUAUACUGGUGGAACGGUAGGAAUGCAGCGUGGCCCGGAUGGCUCAUUAAGACCCGUUAAAGGCUUUCUAAACAAGCAAAUCAGCGGUCUGGAGGAGCUCAAGAAACCUGGCAUGCCUUCACUUACAGUCAUAGAGUUCGAGGAGUUGAUUGACAGCUCGGACGUUACGCCUGGGUGUUGGAAAAAGAUGUCCAAAGCGAUUGAAGACAACUACUACGACUAUGAUGGUUUUGUGGUCAUUCACGGUACGGAUACUAUGGCCUACAGUGCGAGUGCACUAUCCUUCAUGUUGGCCAAUCUUGGGAAGCCGGUUGUGUUCACGGGUUCCAUCCUGCCCUUUGGGGAGCCUCACAGUGACGCUAGGAGGAACUUGAUCAUAUCAAUUCUGCUCGCGGGUCUUUGUAGCAUUCCGGAGGUUUGUAUCUUCUUCAACGAGCGACUGCUUCGAGGCUGCCGAUCUGUCAAGGUUGACAGUGGAUCGAUAGCAGCAUUCGACUCGCCCAAUUUUCCUCCUUUGGCUACCCUCGGUGUUGACAUUCACUUUAAUGAGCAUCUAUUACUGCCGCCACCUAAAGGGCGCUUCCAUACACAUACCGAAAUGGAGAGCGCGAUCCUUGUCGUUAGACUGGUCCCUGGCUUUGCAGAUUUGGAGACACUCGCCGACACCGCAGUCCGUGGUGUUGUACUGCUCCUCUACGGCACAGGGAACGCCCCUGCUCGUAAGAAGAACUUCGUCUCUUGGCUUAAGAGAUUGAUUGACAACGGAGUGGCAGUGAUCGCUUGCUCCCAGUGCGUGCGAGGAACGGUAGAGCUGAACGCGUAUGCAGUUGGAUCGCAGCUAUCAUCGAUCGGAGUCAUCUCUGGCGGUGACAUGACUUGUGAGGCUGCUGUGACGAAGCUCAGCUACCUCCUGGGCCGAGGCCUGUCGCCGAGUCAAAUCAGAAGCGCCUUCAACAUGUCCAUACGUGGAGAAGUCUCACUGAAUGGCCGCAACGAUAAUAUCUUCAAAGGCUUUGGGGGAGUAGUGUCCAAGUUGUGAAGCGGUGAAGUUCAGAAAUUCACAUCAGCGAUGAAAGUCCAGAAGAGACCCCUCAGCGUUUUGUCGCCGACAAAUUGUCGGGAAACAAUCACUACUAUUGAUGUUCCUCAGUCUUUCAC
Molecule: messenger RNA, 1341 nt
Organism: Perkinsus marinus ATCC 50983
Lineage: Eukaryota; Perkinsozoa; Perkinsida; Perkinsidae
Product: L-asparaginase, putative
Exons: 9
Coding region: 11-1222 (403 amino acids)
Biological process (GO): amino acid metabolic process
Molecular function (GO): asparaginase activity
Source: RefSeq, a predicted model, not a curated record